Messenger RNA from Brassica oleracea var. oleracea, 1700 nucleotides. Its product is annotated as UDP-glycosyltransferase 73C1. The record is from RefSeq and is a predicted model, not a curated record. Lineage: Eukaryota; Viridiplantae; Streptophyta; Magnoliopsida; Brassicales; Brassicaceae. Bases 93 to 1583 code for a protein of 496 amino acids. Gene Ontology annotation, molecular function: UDP-glycosyltransferase activity. The transcript has a single exon.
UCUCUCUUAUAUCACCUUGUAUACAUGUAAGAACACACAAAUAUACAUCAACACAACCAAACCAAGGCAGAAAAUAACUUGCAGAACUUCUCAUGGCUUCCGAAACAACCCAACAAUGUUCUCCUCCUCUUCACUUUGUUCUCUUCCCUUUCAUGUCUCAAGGCCACAUGAUCCCCAUGGUCGAUAUUGCAAGGCUCUUGGCUCAGCGUGGUGUGACUAUAACCAUUGUCACUACCCCUCACAACGCUAACCGGUUCAAGAGCGUUCUUAACCGGGCCAUCCAGUCCGGCCUGCCCAUCCAUCUUGUGGAAGUGAAGUUUCCAUCUCAAGAAUCGAGUUCAUCAGAGGGACAUGAGAAUAUAGACUUGCUAGAUUCAUUGGGAGCAUCAAUGCCUUUCUUCAAAUCCAUUAUCAUGCUCGAGGAACCGGUGGAGAAUCUCUUCAAAGAGAUUGAACCAAGGCCAAGCUGCAUCAUAGCCGACAUGUGUUUGCCUUUCACAAACAGAAUCGCCAAGAACUUUGGUAUACCAAAGAUCAUCUUUCAUGGCAUGUGUUGCUUCAACCUUCUUUGUAUGCACAUCAUGCGCCAACACUACGAGUUUUUGGAUACUAUAGAGUCUGAUAAGGAGUACUUCACCGUUCCAAAUUUUCCUGACAAAGCUGAGUUCACAAAAUCUCAGAUUCCAAUGAUCACACAAGGUGCUGGAGUUUGGAAAGAGAUUUUAGAUGGAAUGGAUGAAGGUGAUAACACUUCUUAUGGUGUGAUUGUCAAUACGUUUGAGGAGCUUGAGCCAGCUUAUGUUAGAGACUACAAGAAGGUUAAGGCAGGUAAGGUAUGGAGCGUCGGACCGGUUUCCUUGUGCAACAAGGAAGGAGUAGACCAAGCUGAGAGAGGGAAUAAAGCAGCCAUUGAUCAAGAGGAGUGUGUUAAAUGGCUUGAUUCUAAAGAAAAAAGGUCAGUUCUAUAUAUUUGCCUUGGAAGUAUAUGUAAUCUUCCUCUCUCUCAGCUCAAAGAGCUAGGGCUUGGCCUAGAGGAGUCCCAAAGACCUUUCAUAUGGGUCAUAAGAGGUUGGGAGAAGUAUGAUGAGUUACUUGAGUGGCUUUCAGAAAGUGGGUUUAAAGAAAGAAUCAAAGAAAGAGGUCUUCUCAUAAGAGGAUGGUCACCACAAAUGCUUAUUCUUUCACAUCCAGCCGUGGGAGGAUUCUUGACACACUGUGGAUGGAACUCGACUCUUGAAGGAAUCACUUCGGGUGUUCCAUUGCUCACUUGGCCAUUGUUUGGAGACCAGUUCUGCAAUGAGAAAUUGGCGGUUCAGGUAUUAAAAGUUGGUGUGAGAGCUGGUGUUGAAGAUUCAAUGAGCUGGGGAGAAGAGGAAAAGAUAGGAGUGUUGGUGGAUAAAGAGGGGGUGAAGAAGGCAGUGGAAGCAUUGACGGGUGAUAGUGAUGAAGCUAUAGAGAGAAGAAAAAGAGUCAAAGAGCUUGGAGAGUUGGCUCACAAGGCUGUUGAUGAAGGAGGCUCUUCUCAUUCCAACAUCACUUUACUCUUACAAGACAUAAUGCAACAAGCACAAAUCAAGAAUUAAUUGUAUUGUUGCUUUUGAUUGGAUUAUCUAUUCGUGUAAUAUGUUAGUUAUUAAUUAAUCAGGAUUCAGUUAAUAUGUAAAAUUGUUUGCCUUUUACGUCAUAGUAAUAUUUAAAUA